Funneliformis geosporum is the source of this 3249-nucleotide messenger RNA. The record is from the annotation of a GenBank genome assembly. Lineage: Eukaryota; Fungi; Glomeromycota; Glomeromycetes; Glomerales; Glomeraceae.
AUGUCAACAUUCGCACAUCCAGAUUACAAUAGUUCUGCUUAUAACGCAUAUCGCCCCACUUACGGACAGAAUUUAUAUGAUAAAGUAUUUUCAUACCAUAAAUCUCAUAAUGGUAAAUUUAACAUUGCACUUGACAUUGGCACGGGAACUGGACAAGUUUCAUCGGAAUUAUCUAAUUCAUUUAAUAAAGUUUACGCAACUGAUAUUUCUCCCGUAAUGCUUCAAAAUGCAAUUCAAAAAUCAAAUAUUACUUAUUCAAUCUCCACCGCGGAGGAUUUACCUCAUGGAACCUUAGCGAUUUGGGCUUAUAGUUUUAACGUUGUAAAAGAUUAUCCAAUUGUUGGUCAACUCAUGAAAAAUUUAGUUACAGAUGAGGAUAAGUUAGGUCCUUAUUGGGACAAAGGUGUAAAAUCUAUAAGUAAUUUAUAUAAAGAUUUUAAAUUUCCCGAAGAGAUGUUUCAAAAUAUUAAAUGGGAAAUUUACGACGGUGAUGAAAAUUCAGAUGUUGAACCAUUUUUGGAAGUUGCAUGGACCGUUCCUCAAUUUACAAAGUUUAUGAAGACAUGGAGCGCCUACAAAAAUUAUUUGAAAGAAAAUCCCAAUUCACCAGACAUUGUCGAUAAUUACGUUGCUGAUCUAAAACAACUUAUUGAAUGGAAAGAUCACGACGUAUUACGCAUUAAUCAUGAAAUCAAUCAUUUGGCUCGACGUAAUUUAUUGCAAGCACGUGCAGUAGUAACUGUUACGGUUUCAGCGUUAACAGCUCUUUUAGCACAACUCAUGAUGGAUAUUUACAUAUCAUACAAAAAUACGAGUGAAUUCAUAAGUGGCUUUUCGUUGCCAUCUGUUUCUUCGCCUUUUUCUUUGAUUGGAGUUUUAAUUUUUGCAGCGAUAUUAUAUUUUAUAACUUCGGAAAAAAUUACGAUAUCUCAAGCUGCAAGGAUUGUUAUAUAUUUUUUCUUGUCGAUAUCGGCUUAUAUCUCUUUUAUAGGGAAUGGAUUUCAAGCGCUAAGUCACGCAAACUUUUUUGCCGUGCCGCCAUUUAGUUAUAUCUUUGUUUCUAAAAACUUUGGAAAGCAAACCACGAUCUUAGUAGCUUACGAACAAGAAUAUCAAUCUAACCAAGAGCGAUUGCAGAAGUCAUUAGAUGAAGCAAAAUCUGCAGCGACCGCCAAAUCAAUGUUCAUUUCGAACGUUAGUCAUGGAAUACUUGCCACAGUUGAAAUUUUAGCAAAGACAAAAUUAAACGAAUCUCAACGCGCAUUACUUAACGCAAUCGAAAGUUGCGGAACAAAUUUAAUUUCGGUAGUAAACCAAGUUUUGACUUAUGCAAGAAUUGAACAUGGUAAAUUGGAGCUGGAACGAAAUGUCUUUGAUAUUUAUUCCGUUAUUCAAGAAAUAGGAGAUGGGUUGGCGCCUAUACCUGAAAGAAAAAAUUUGGAUUUUUUUGUUGGUGUGGAAAUGAAUCCGUUACAUAGGUUUCUUGUAGGAGACGUUGGGGUUUUGCGUCAAAUUAUUUUGAACCUUCUCGGAAAUUCGAUAAAAUUUACUGAUAAAGGAAGGAUUGAUUUAAUUACAAUUGAAAUAUCCGAAGACGGAGACAAAAAUCAAUCACAAGAAGCUGGGACUUCGAAACAAUUGAACUCCAUAAAAAAAUCAUUUUCUGAAUCAAAAAAUUCUUUUAGACAACCUAAUUCAGAAUUCAAACAAACCGAUAAUACUCAAGAAGGUCCCAAAGCUAAAUUUUGUAUUGAAGUAAUUGAUUCGGGACGUGGCAUUGCACCCGAAUUCAUAAAUCAUAUGUAUCAACCAUUUUCGCAGGAAGACUCUUCUUUACGGAGGAAAUUCGAAGGAACUGGACUAGGCCUUAGCAUCGUAAAAGGGCUUCUUGAUAUGAUGCAUAGUCGACUUGAAGUUGAUUCGAAACUUGGACGAGGCAGUAAAUUUUCUUUUAAAGUUGAAUUACCAAUGUCAGAUCGACUUGACGAUAUGUACGCUUCUCCUCUUCCAUUCGAUCACAAAUAUCUAAAACUUUCAUCAUCAGAACAAGAAUCAUUAACAAAAAGGCUUCGAUCCUUAUCAUAUGUCGUAUUAAAUACAAAGGACUUUAUAUUCUCACAAAGAAUAACGCAUUGCUUGGAUCAAUGGGAGUUUAAUUAUAGAUUAACGAGCAAAGAUGAAUUGAAAAUUGAAUGCACAAAACCGAAACAUGCAAAUCUUAUUAUCUUGAAUGAUAACAUUAGUGAUUUAGAAUGGUUCUUGAACGAGUUUACGCAUCGAAUAUCGAGUAAGUCGAUCAGAAAAGAAUCCGCAAAAGAAAACCAAGUUGAAGAGGAAUGUAUUAGAAAAGAUAUAGAAUUACAACAACGCGUAUUAUUUUUUGCUACAAUAGGAAAUUUUCAGGAAACCGAAAAGGUUUUAAAAAAAUACAAAUCACAAAGCGUUAUAAUAGUAACGAAACCUGCAGGUCCCGUUAAACUUUUAUCAGCUAUCAUAAAGGUUAUGGAAUCUUUACUGAAGAAAUCUGAAGAGCCAUCAAUAAGCGAGUAUCAUAAUGUAAUGAAAGUUCAAGAAGCAAAGGAAAGAUUAAUUCGGGAAGAAUACAUUAAUUUCAUUAAAGACUCAAACAUUAAUAAGAUUGGACCAAUGGAUAUGGGUGAAUUAGCAAUUAGUCCAAGCAGACUUACACCACCCAUAUUAGCUGAAGGAAUUCUAUUCGGGAUGGAUAAAGAGACAAUUUAUGAACUUAAAGAGCAAAAAGAACAAUUAGAAAGAGCGAAUAAAGGCAAGAAUAAAGCUAGAGUAGCACCGAUUAGUGAAAAGAAAAAGAUACAACAAGAUUCCAAAGAUAUAUCGUUUUUAAUCGUUGAGGAUAAUAAAAUCAAUGAGAUGAUUUUAAUAACAAUGUUAAAACAAUCAGGGUACUUUAAUUACGAUGUUGCAAAUAAUGGACUUGAAGCUGUUAAAAUGUUUUCACAGAAAUCAUAUGACAUAAUAUUUAUGGACCUUCAAAUGCCAAUAUGCGAUGGUAUAGAAGCAACGAAAGAAAUACGGAAAAUUGAGCGUGGAGAAGAAUCAUAUUUAGUACCACCUAUUACAAAAAGUCGAGAUUCAAUAUCAGAAUCUACAAAUAUUCUUGAUAAUAAAAGCGUUUGUACGGAAGAACAAAAUAGUAUUUGUAUUCGACGAAAAAAACGAAGAAAAAAGGCUAUAAUAGUUGCAAUGACUGGACUUGCUUCAAAAGUAUGA